Messenger RNA from Thrips palmi, 1884 nucleotides. Its product is annotated as SET domain-containing protein SmydA-8-like. Gene Ontology annotation, molecular function: protein binding. The annotation marks the transcript as partial. The transcript is spliced from 7 exons. Lineage: Eukaryota; Metazoa; Arthropoda; Insecta; Thysanoptera; Thripidae. The record is from RefSeq and is a predicted model, not a curated record.
GCGUCGGCCCAGAGUGCGCAGAGCUGUCAUAUCGGCCACAUCGCCGGCGAGGAGGAUGGCGGCGGCGCGGACGGCGACGCUCGCGGCCGGUCGCCCAGGUUGGGCCCGUCGCUGAGCAGCGGCUUCCUGAACGCCAUCGAGGCGCGGCUGGGCGACGCCAUCUGGGACGCCUUCCCGCUCUAUCUCCGCGCCAUCGGCAUCACGGUCCAGAUGGGCCGGUCCGUGGAGGAGACCAAGCGCCUCAUGGCCCGCCACCUGCGCGCCAACGGCCUCCAGCGUCACGGCGUGCCAGACGUGCUGGAUGGCGGCGGCGAGCCCGGCGACGGCCCCGCGCCGUGCUGGGAGAUCGUGCAGUCGCCGCUCGGAGGCCGCGGCGUCAUCGCCACCCGCGACCUGCACCCCGGCGACCUGGUGCUGGUCGACGCCCCGCUCGUGCUGGGGCCGCGCGCUGGGAGCGACCCCUCCAUCCCGGCCGUGUGCGUGGGGUGCCUGCAGCCGCGCGCGUCCGAGGCCCUGCGGGCGUGCUCGCGGGGCUGCAGGCUGCCGGUGUGCGCCUCGAGCGCGCUGCAGGGCACCGCCUGCGAGGACGACCCCCGCCACGUGGCCGAGUGCGCGCUGCUGCGGCGCUGGGGCGUCAAGGGCGACGCCGGCCGCUGGUCCGACGUCCUGCUCCGCGUCGCCUCCGCCGUGCGCUGCCUCGCCCUGCCGCCCGACCAGAGGGAGAUCCUGGCCUCGAUGCAGAGCCACUACGGCAGGCAGCACGCCUCCGAGGUCGGCACGCUGCUGGAGUGCCUGGAGAGCAGCCCCAAGCCGGAGGAGGAGCGCUUCAUGCGCCUGGCCUGCUGCGUGAUGGACGCCAACGCCUUCAGGAUGACGCUGCCCGCCGCGGAGGACGCGGCCCGGGACGCCGCCAGGCGCGCGGCCGCCGCCCACACCGGCGAGACGUGGACGCCGUUCGUGGGCGCGCUCCGCGGCCUGUACCCGCUCGGCGCCCUGCUGAACCACGAGUGCACGCCGAACACGAGGCACGCCUACGACGCCCGCGGCCACAUGGUGAUCCGCGUGGCCCGGCCCGUGGCCGCGGGGCAGGAGCUCACCGUCACCUACUCGGCCCUGCUGUGGGGCUCGCCCGCGCGCCGCCAGCACCUGCUCCGCACCAAGCACUUCCUGUGUGCCUGCAGUCGCUGCAAAGACCCCGCGGAAGGCGGCACGUUCCUGGCGGCGCUGCCCUGCCCGUCGCGGGGCUGCGGGGGCCCGGUGCUGCCCACCGCGCCGCUGUCGCUGACGGGGCCCUGGCGCUGCGCGGGGUGCGCGCUGGACGUGCCCGCCGAGCGCGCCACGCUGCUGCAGUCCGUGCUGGGCGGCCUGCUGCAGACGCUGUACCUGAACCCCGCCGUGCCGCCGCAGCCCGGCGCCAUCCUGCGCUUCCUCCAGGACAACCGCCACCUGCUGCCCGCCACCAACCACAUCACCGUCGAGCUCAAGUCGGACGUGGUGUGGUCGCUGGGCCGGAAGCCCGGGAUGACCUUUUCGGAGUUGUCCGAGGAGCAGCUUCGCCUCAAAGAGGCGCUGGUCCACGAGCUGCUCGGGGUGCUGCGGGCCCUCCAGGCGGGCAGCUGCUCGCUCUCAGGCAUGCUGCAGUACGAGCUGCACUGUACGCUGAUGGAGCGGUGUCGCCGCGACUCGGAGCUGUGGCCGGUCGUGGCCGGGGACGCGCUCCACGCCAUCGAGCAGGCGGACGAGGUCCUCGCCGAGGACAACGCCGCGCCGAUGGACCUGGCGGAACGGCUGCGACAGGCCAGGCUGCUGCCACCGCCAUCGGCCCCACCGGCAGUCCCUCACGCUCACGCCCCUCACUCUCGCGUGGUGGAGGCGUGCGCGCCC